Messenger RNA from Plasmodium cynomolgi strain B, 8190 nucleotides. RefSeq lists its product as hypothetical. The record is from RefSeq and is a predicted model, not a curated record. Bases 1 to 8190 code for a protein of 2729 amino acids. NCBI's taxonomy places the organism in Eukaryota, Apicomplexa, Aconoidasida, Haemosporida, Plasmodiidae. The transcript is spliced from 2 exons.
AUGAGCAUGUACAAUAACAUCGUGGAUCUCAUUAAGAAUAAAAAGGAGGUCAUAAAGGAGGAAAAGAAGCAGAGGGCUCUGAGCUGCCACUAUGGAAAGAGCGCCGUGGGGGGAAGCGCCAUGAGGGGAAGCGGCGUGAGGGGAGGCAGCGUGAGGGAGAAGGGCACCCGAGGGAGUAGCAUGCAGAACCAUGCCGAUGCCCAACUCACACGUAACGCGCUCGUAAAAAGCUUCCUUUCCGCACACAAACAGAUAAAGGAGAUACAGACACUGAAGGAUGUGUCUCUCCAAACGGCAAUGUACAUCCUCAAGGUCGAGAUGGAAAAAAUUGAGAUGAUAAAAAAGUGCGACAAAUGGAAAACCGUGCCUUAUGUAUAUCAAAAGACAGCGGAUGAACUUCUACUCAGAAAAAGAGAGUACUUAAAAAAUUUACAAAAAUACCAUAGGCAAAGUGGAGAGGAAGGGACAAAGGGGGAGAGCUGCUUUCGUAAAUUUUCCAUUAAAAACGGCAGGUCUAGAUCAGUCCAUCAUGAUAAGGUGAAGAUGAAGACCUCAGUUCGCUUCAACGAUCUUAUCCGUUCGUGCUCGCAGAGACAGGUGGGUAGCCGUGAAUUCGUGACCAAUUUUAAGGGCGCAACUGGGGGGGUGGCCAAGGAACAGGGGUGGACGCAGCAGCGGAGGAGCAGAAGCAGGAGCAGAAGCAGUAGGAGCAGAAGCAGGAGCAGGAACAGCAGCAGCAGCAUCAACGCCAAGUUGAACGGGGAGGACGCAACACGGAGUGAAGUGGGCGGCGAAGCUAGCAGUGUUGGCGCCAUCAAGGCAGCCCCGUCGAGUGAAGCGACCAGUGCCAGGGGACGCAUAGUGAAUUACCGAGGCUGCUUCUACGAUGGCACACCCGCCCUUAGUGAUCCCGCUGAGAGUAACCCCCCCGAAGGUGACCGCUCCUCGGGGAACUGCCUGUACUAUUACGAGCACGGGGGAGCGGGGGGAGCGGGGGAAGCAACCAAGGUGGGUGGAUCCAAGAGCGCCAAGCAUGGCGGAGUGAGCAUGGCAAAGCAUGGAGGAGUGAACAGAGCGAACCAUGGCGGAGUCGAACCCACGCACCUCCCCACCAAGCAGAGCAAUCCCCUGCACAGGAAGGAGUCAAAAAAAGGAGAAAGAACAGAUGAAGAAUAUCCAACGAAAGAAGGACUCCUGGACAAGAAAAGCAAAGGGAACCAACCUGCUUGUCUCUCCACAUCAUACAAUCACAGUGGGAAAAAUAACACCAAAUACUCCAGUACGUGUAACCUCCUAAGCGUAGGUAACCUCAUGCCACAAGGAUGUAGCAACGGAAGAAUGAUAAAAUACGAAUGCUUUAACUUAAAGAGACAGACGUCUUGUGUCAAUUUGAAGAAAACCAUUCCGAAUUUUGAGCGACACACCGUCUCGUCAUUUAUCAAGAAUCUGAGUGCGCAAAGGUCAAUUCAAGAGAAGAGGUCUGGGGAGAGGUUCGGAGAGAGGUCCAGCGAGAGGGUCAGCAAAAGGGCCAGCAGAGUGGCCAGCAGAGGGGGGGGCAGGACCUCCCAGAGUGGGAAGAAGUCCCUACUGGGUUCGAAGAGAGAUAUAGCUAGUUCGAAGAGAGAUAUAGCUAGUUCGAAGAGAGAUAUAGCUGGUACGAAGAGAGAUAUAGCUGGUACGAAGAGAGAUAUAGCUGGUACGAAGAGGACGCUGUCCACUGCGAAGCGAACCAUGUCCGAGGGCAACGCUUUGACCAGGUCGUCCAAAAGGGGAGUUCUGGAUAAACUUGGCAUGAUGAAUAAGAUAGAAAAAUUAUACCUCCUAAACGAGCUGAGGAGGAUGAAUAAGCUGGCUCAGUCCUCCCAGGGGAAUAUAGCAGGAGGAGGUCUGUACGGAGAAGACCUCCCCAGUGACCAGCUGCACGGAGCACUGCACGGAGCACUGCACGGAGAACUGCACGGAGAACUGCACGGAGAACUGCACGAGGACGACGACGCAUUCGAGAACCUCUGGAACACAGUGGUGAAGGAGCAAAUCUCCAUCGCGAAAAGGAUGAACUCUUCUAUUAACAACAAAUUUGAUCUGUAUCAUAUUGGGGCUCUUAAUGAGAACUACUCCUGGGUGAAGAAUUUGAGAAAUUACAGCAACUCGAUGAGCAGAACGAGGCAGAACACUUGGAGGGGUAGCCUCGAUGGGGGCAGCUUCAGAGGGGGUAGCCUCAGGGGGGGCGGUUCUAGGACAUCCUUCUCCAAGCCCCACAGCAGGUUGAACAGUAAAGCGGUCCCAAAGAAGAAGAGGGCAUCCGUCCGGAAAAGCGCCGCACGUGAGGCGAGCACUAGUCAGCCGAGUAGGACCAGUCAGCCGAGUAGGACCAGUCAGCCGAGUAGGACCAGUCAGCCGAGUAAGACCAAUCCGCUGAGUACAACCAAUCAGCUGAGUAGCAUCGCCCCGUUGGCUAGACGCCCCUCCCCAGCGCUCUCCGAGGACGACCAGACUAACGGAAGCGCUAGUAGCGACGAGAACGAUUACGAUCACCACGUGCACAUCAAAAGAGGCCUCUACUGCACGGACGACCCUCCCCUCACAGAGGGGACGAAGAAAGAGAGGCACCCCCCCAUGCAGCACCGUAACACAAACGAGGUACCCUUCAUAACGAAAGACACAACAAAUUGGUGCGAACCAGGGAAACACUUCCUAGAAGCGGAAGACAAAUCCCCAUUGGAAAAAAUGCCUAAACGAAAAAGCUACACAAGAAUGGAUCAAAUAAUUAUGAACAAGUCAGGUAAAAAUGAAGAGACUUCCCAAACAAAAGGAUCUCCUCCCCCACGAGUCUACGAAAUUAUUAUUAACGUCCCAAAGAGAGAUAAUGCUGUAGGGUACAUGGAAUCCCAGUUUUAUUGUGAAGAGGAACCGGUUGUCAAUUCGUAUGUCUCCCAGAGUAACGAAAGAGUGGAUGGCUCUUCUGGUCAUGGAAUUCGCCUGACUUGUGCAGGUGAAAAUUGCGACGUUGUGCAAAAUGAGUGCGUCAAUUUGAAGCUGAAAGGGAGACACGUGUACAGGAACAGCGGCGACAAGUGCAUCGACUAUUGCGGCAACUACCCCAGCGACUGCCGCAGUGACUACCGCAGCGACUGCCGCAGCGACUGCCGCAGCGACUACCGCAGUGACUACCUGACCAAUUGGAAGCAAUACGUUAGUGACAACAUACAGAGAGUGAGAGACUUCACCAAGGAGAACAGCUGCACAGGGGUAUCUCCCCCCACCUGUUUUGCUGCAGAGGAGAAAAUCAACCCUUGUGGUGGAUUCCAAGCUGUGAAUGUAAGCAACGUGGAGAUGGGAACGUCCGAAGAAUAUGAUGCGAAGGCUAUUGGGGAUACUGUGAGGAGUAAGGUAAUUUUCGCAGAUGGAGGGGACCAUCAUAGGGAUCCCUUUGUGGAGAGACCUUCCCAGGAGAAGGACUCUUUGCAGGACUCGUUGCAGGACUCGUUGCAGGACUCGCUGCAAGACUCGGAGGGGGGACUCCUCUCCUGCGAUAGAACUCUCAGCGUUCGUGAUAACUUUAUGUUGUGUGGGAAGGCAGCAGCCCCGUUGGAAGGGGCACUGCUAAAGGGGGAGAGUGUGGAGAACCCCCCACAGGACGCGCACAUGAGAGAAAAUAAUCUCGGGAAGACCCCCAGUGUAGGACUCUCCCUCUCCAGAGUAGACACACUAAAGACUGCGAAUCAGCACAACGUCGAAAGUGCAAAGGUCAACACAGAUGAUGCAGUCGGGGAUAUACUAGAUGCAUACUUAGGGGUGAUAAAUGGAAACGAAUAUAUUCGCGAAUCCGUCUUAAGAAAUGAUGAUAAGAAAGGGACAGCUACCCUUGUGGGGAUGACUCCCUUGAAGGAGAACACCAUGAGGAAGGCACCAGCAAUGCUUCACUCAGAUGUGAAGUUGGCCCCGAUUGACAACCCACUACACAGAGUGGAAAACUCCCAUCAAACGGAUUACAACGAUAUGAACAGGAGACCCACCACGUAUAGCUUCCCAGUCGCCACGAACAACAAAGGGGAAGGAGAAGGAGAAGGAGAAGAAGCAGAAGGAGAAGAAGACGAGGUGAAGAAACGGGGAACGGAUAAACACAACAUGGUGAUGAUGCCCCCUUUGAUAGAACCCAACCAGGACAACUACGUAAUGAUCAAGAAUGUCAUUCCUAUCCCAAAGCUAAAAUUGGAUAAAAUCCAAGAGAGCAGAAAUUUUAACUCCUACGAAGUACGCUAUGUGAAGGAAUCGCAGAGUGAGUUCCAAGCACCCCACCGUGCAGGUAACUCUGUAGAUGUAGAUGUAGAUCCAACAGGGAAGAUGAACGUUCAGAAGAACAUGGCGUGUUUAAAUAGUAACCUGUUUGGAGUGGCCAAUCCGACAUGCUUCCCUAUCAUCACGUGUAAUAAUAUUGCAAUUAAAGGUUCGAUGGAUCCUUUCAUUAGUAAAAUUAAUUGCUUGGGUGGCACCGAUCCGAAUGAACCCACAAAGUAUGACAAUGGGGUAGAUGCAGACAAGGAUCUGCUACAUCUGGAGAGUAAGUAUACACGAAGCCCUGUAGGAGUGACUCUAAUGGGUGAGAAGAAAGAGGUUCAUCUGCCUGAUGAUGGAUUACAGGAGAACGUUAAAAUGCCUAUCAGCUCCACCACCAUUCACUGUGAUGGUAGCAACUCGAAUGAAGAAAAUGGGUUCAGUAGACUAAGAACCAACAUUACUGAUAUGACCAACUUCCCUUCCAAUAAGACCAAUUUUAUGAUGGGGGAUCCUUCCAUCAACUCGGGGAAGCCACCUGAUUGGGACCAUCUCCCUCACAGGGAGGUUAAAAAAGCAGGUCAUGGUGCUGCGGCUGCUUCUGGUCAUGGUGCUACUUCUGGAGCUGCUGACCAGAGUGAGGGCAUAUCCCCGCAAGGGGCCCCCUCCGUGACCCCAAGAGUGUCUACAUCUACGCUGUGCAUGAAUAAUAAUGGGUUCACUACUAGGUGCCGAGACUUCCGAUGUGACAGCAGCAUCCUCCUUGAUGUCUCGAAGUCCAACUUGAAUUGCAUGCAGGGGGGAGAGCCCCUAGCUGGUCUUCGCUGCGGUGACGUCUCGCUGGGGCUACCCUCCGGCGGGUGUGUAAACGUGUGCGGGUAUGCGACCCAUGGGGGGCCAACGAGUGGGCAUCCCGUCGGUCAGGAGGGCGGUGAAGCGGUCCCGAAAGGAGUGGCCCCCAGCGAAGCGGUCACGAAAGGAGUGCCCCCAGGAGAAGCGGUCACGAAAGGAGUGCCCCCCGGAGAAGCUGUCAACAAAGAAGCACCCCCCAGUGAAGCUCUCAACAAAGAAGCACCCCCCAGUGAAGCUCUCAACAAAGAAGCACCCCCCAGUGAAGCUCUCAACAAAGAAGCACCCCCUAUCGAAGCUGCCAACAAAGAAGCGACCCCCAUCGAAGCUGUCAACAAAGAAGCACCCCCCAAAAAGUCCUACGCCAACAUUAUUCUGAACUUUUUUGGGAUAAGAAGAACAAACGAAAAGGGGAAAGCAGAUCAAAGUGGAGAAAACAAGGUGGAAAGACCAAACAAAGAGAUACCAACAUGCUCAAAAAAGGUCCCAAAUAAUGUGAUGAGUACUCAGGUACCCAUUUUCUUUAGAAAGAAUUACCAACACGCACGUGCAAGCGAUUGUUACGUGAAGAAUCUUGAACGUGGUUGUACCUCCCUGGGUAGAUCCAACGGAUGCGUCCUUCCCUCCAUGACUAGCUUUGUGAAGAACACACAGAAAAAGGUUGCCACCAUAGGUAACGCACUCAAUCAAGGAAACACAUUAUUUACAGAUGGAUCCUGUUUAGAUGUGUCUGUGAAGGGUAGAAGAAGCCUUUCCACUCAUUGCCCUAACAUUAACGUAAUGAAAAAUGGAGGAACGAUUUGCAACGUGGGGUUCAUUCCGAGGGUGGCUAAACAGGUGAAUGGCUAUUGCAACACGCGCAAUGGAGUCAUGUGCAGUAGGGUCGCGGAUCUGCACGUGAAGCCCAUGAGGGGGGACGAAGUGGCGGAUCCGGGAAAGAAGGACCUCCCCUCCCAAGUGAGUAGCUACGUGAGUAACUUCGCGAAUGGUCUCGUGAGUGACUACAACUGCGUUGCCAGUAGGGGAGGCUGCUUACACCACGUGAGCGAGGUGGAAGAUGAAGACGUGGUGCAACGGAGGAUUCCCUCGCGAUGUAGCAGUCGGGGGGACCCUAAGUGGGGAAUUCCCGGCGGUGCAGCCAACCUCAGCGACAGUAGGACCAUGCCAAGUGGCUCAAUCCAAAGGUAUCAGAACGAAAAGUAUUUCACGAGGAGAACAAACGAAACGCAGUUCGAUAAGUAUGCAACGGACAUGUCACGGGGGAAUCCACUAGAACUCUCCUCCAAAAUGAAGAUCCCAAAGAGUCAUCCCCAUGUGGAUAUAACGAAUAAGCAACCCUUCCUAGUGAACGGAACGACUACUCAAACAAUGAUGGGAGCUGUUCCUCCUAUGACUACCGAGUUGGGAAAGAAAGAAACGGGACUCCCUUUUGUUAAUGCACCCAAUGUGGUGCAAUAUAAUCGGUCCGUUCUCAUCAGUGGACCGAGGAAAACUACAAAUGGUAUCAUAACCCCAAGUGAGAGGUACGUAAGUAACAUGGGAAGUACCCACUGGGAUAAGACACCUCUACCGAUGCGUAACGCACCUGAAGAUGUGAGUGGCACGUCUGAGUAUGUGUACAUGAAUAGGUUGGCAACGGUGCAGGGAGAGACAAACCGAGAAGCUAAGAAGGGGGGAAGCAUCAUGCAGAGAACGGAGGUGCAGCGAGGGGAGGGGAAGGAACAGAAAAGGGACACACACGGGGAAAAGGGCUCUCGUGAGGAUUAUUCGAUGCUCCCUUGGGGGGAGGAGGAAGAGGAGAGCGAAGUAGACGAGGAGGAAGAGGUGGAAGAUGAGGAAGAGGUGGAGGAUGAGGAAGAGGUGGAGGAUGAGGAAGAGGUGGAAGAGGAAAGCGGAGUAGACGUGGAAGAAGAGGAAGAAGAGGAAAGUGGAGUAGACGAAGAAGAGGUGGAAAGAGAGGUGGAGGAAGAGGAAGAAGAGGAAGAAGAGGAAAGCGAGGUAGACGUGGAAGAGGACGAAGAAGAGGUCGAAAGCGAGGAGGAAGAAAUUGGAAGUGGCGAAGGGGAGGAGGAGAUGGAAGAGGAGAGCGAGAUCGGAAGUGAAGAGGGGGAAGUAGAGGAGGAGGAUGAGGAGGAGGAAAAGAAGGAAAGUGGAGUAGACGUAGAGGACGAAGCUGGCAUCGAAGAAGAGGACGAAGCUGACGGUGAAGAAGAGGACGAAGUUGGCAUCGAAGAAGAGGACGAAGCUGACGGUGAAGAGGACGACCAAACUGGCAGCGAAGAGGACGACGAAGCUGACCACUCUGAUGACCACUCUGAUGACCACUCUGAUGACCACUCUGCUGACCACUCUGCUGACCACUCUGCUGACCACUCUGGUGACGCCGACGACGAGGCGGACGCGGAGGAACAACCCCCCCUUGCGUACAGAAAUGUGCCAAGGAAAAACGCGUCAGGGCAAGGCGUCCUCCUUCGCAAAAGCACGAACUGUGUGGAAGAGAACGGGGGAGAUGCCAACAGCUACCUGAACGGAAGUGCGCACACGAUAAACUCCGAUGCGGUGCGAAAGGAAAGCAACGAAUCGCACACCUUACACGAAGAGGGAACCUUCAGGUUGUCACCAAGUCAUUCAGAUGAUGAAACGGAAGGACGUGUUUUCUGCGCAAGCAUAUCUGGAAAGCAUCCCAGCUCGGAGAGAUCCUCAGGUGACACCAUGGCACGAAGUGGUGUCAGUGGUUGUACAAGCGAAGAGCAUAGCGGAUCGCACCACACGAAUUCGGGGGAGAAGCACCUACAUCCCCGUGCAGGUUUCCCUAAAGAACACAAGAAGGACAACGCACGUGAUGCCGACGGGUCAUAUAAGUACUUGGACGAAAUUGCCAAGAAAAUGGAACUAGAAAAAAAAGGCAACGAAGAGCUGAAGAAGAAGCUGCAGGAGCAGAUACUCAUACAAAGGGGCCUCGUCCGAAUAAAGGAGCAGCAGCAGGUGUACUUGGAGCUCCUCAAGAAGAACGACGCGCAAAAUCCAAAGGGGAAGGCGCCCGUCCCGCAGUUCGGGCUUCAGUGA